This is a messenger RNA of Chlamydomonas reinhardtii, 2055 nucleotides long. RefSeq lists its product as uncharacterized. Bases 126 to 1358 code for a protein of 410 amino acids. The transcript is spliced from 8 exons. NCBI's taxonomy places the organism in Eukaryota, Viridiplantae, Chlorophyta, Chlorophyceae, Chlamydomonadales, Chlamydomonadaceae. The record is from RefSeq and is a predicted model, not a curated record.
GCUGCCAGGUCAAGCUGCGAAAGACUACGAGAGUUCAGAGUGCACUGCGCUGAACGCGCCGGAAAUGCUGUAAACUUUGUCGAGAUACAUAACAACAAUCUUACUUUGCACUUUACUAAGCAGCCAUGUGCUGGGGCUGGUUUGCGCGCAACAAGGGCUAUGCAAGCUUGCAGCGGAAGGGCCGCUCGUGCUCGGCGGUUUACCUGGAUGCUGUUGAUAAGCUGCCAUAUAACGCCUACACCAGCCUGGUUGGACUCGCCUAUGCGGCGCUUUACGCGCCAACGGGCUUCGGCAGCGAGCAGGUGUGGAAAUACACGGGGCCUCACAGCGUGGUGAUGAAGAUUGUUUCGGGCAUGACCGAGAUCCCCUUCCUGGGCGGCAUUGCCAAUGCGGUGGAGAUGGUGGCGACCCGCGGCGGCAACGCGGCGGGCGCCGCCGGCACCCACCUGACCUGUGUGGCACUGCAGCAGGGCUUCGUGUCCCUGGCGUGUCUGUUCAUACAGGUAGCGCUGCCGGCCUCCAUGCUUCUGGAGUGGGUGCAGGAGGGCGCCUCCUCCUUCAACGACCUGUUCGACGUACCCGCCGACGUGCCGCUGCGCCAGCCGGCGGUGCUGCUGGUCAGCAAGUCCGUGGCGUCCGCCUACGUGCUGUACUGGAUCCACAGGAGGGACGCAACCUGCGCGCUGUACAUGCUGGUGGCCGCCCACCACCUCGCCAUCAACCGCUGCCGUACAGCCGCCGUACUGGCGGGCGUCACGGCUGUGUCGUACAUGUGCGGCAUCGCGCUGGCGUACCUGGUCACACUUGUGGUCAUUGCGCGAUGCGCCAACCCCCAGGAGGUGGUGCUGUCGGGUGCGGGAGCGCUGUUCAUCCUGGAUGUGGACGACGUGCUCACCCUCACGAGCGAGAGCUUCUUUGACAGUGUCAAGGACCUCAUGAAGCAAGACGAGGAGGACCGCGCCGCGCGCAACGCAGCCGAGGACGCGGAGGCGGGCCUGCUCCCCGCGCCCCACUCCCAGCAGCACCCACACACGGCAGCAGCCGCAGCCGCAGCCCCGGCCACCACAGCCACAGCCACAGCGCGGGCUGCAGCGGAAGACGAAGCGGCGGCGGCGGCGGCAGAUGCAGCAGGAGCUGCGGAAGACGAAGAGGUCAUCGGCGACGAGCCGUCCGACUACCCGCUGGUCUGGUUGGGUUUCCUGUUCGUACUGGCGCUGGUGGGCUUCUGGACGUACUUCCUGUACCGCCUGCACAUCCACCCCGAGCGGCAGGUGGAGCCCGACGCCGCCGCGCCGCCGCCGCUGGAGGGCGGCUGGGGGCUGCAGCAGCAGCUGCUGCAGCUGCCGCUGCUGCAGUAGCUGUGGGGUGGUGGGGAUGAUGCUGGCGGUGGCCAGGUGGACUAGCAGCGUGCGGUGAAGUGGGUGUCGGAAACGGCUGAUAGAAACAUGGAUGCAUGGAGGGAGGGAGGGGGGGUGGUACAUGCUGCCGGUGUGUAUCUCGCCACAGCAGCCGGACACGAUGGAUGAUGGAUGUUGGAUGCGAGGGCGGCCCAUGGUCGCGGCGGCAGCGGCGGUUUUUAUCGGUUGUUACAAUGCGUUUGCAUGGAGGUUGCACGGAGGUGCAUGGGGCUGCUGUCUUGGCGUGUGGGCCACUGGGCCUGGUGGUGUGGUGCGGCAUGCUUGGGCUAGCGCGAGCCUGUGUGAGCGCGCGCAGAGACCCAUGAUUGCGGCCGCAUUGAUGGGUUGAUGAGCCAAUGGACCGGUAUGGUGGGCUGGCCGUUGUAUGGUUUGGCAGGAAGUAAGCAUGCGUGCUGGCGCAUGGCUCGCGGCGGCCAGGGACAUGCAUUUCGGUCUUUGCGGAUGGAGUGCCACGGACCCCUACCUAUAGUUAGGUCAAAGCGAGCAUUUCAGCUUGUUUGGCGUACGGUGCUCGAUUGCGAGCGAAGCUGCUGGGCAACUGGGGCGGUGUGCGGCGAGACGAGUAACACGCACGCGCACCGGCGGCGGGCCACGUACUUGCGUUGCCCGCCGGCUGCUGGUGUAAUGCCUGAUGCUG